Entrophospora candida is the source of this 636-nucleotide messenger RNA. The record is from the annotation of a GenBank genome assembly. Lineage: Eukaryota; Fungi; Glomeromycota; Glomeromycetes; Entrophosporales; Entrophosporaceae.
AUGUCAAAUCAAAAUGCUUCUAUUGCAUACUUUGGACCUGCAGGCUCAUACACUCAUCAGGCAGCACAUGAAAGAUUCGGUAAUGAGAUUCGUUAUAUUCCACAAGUGACCAUUGCUGAUGUUUUUGAAGCAGUCGAGAAAGGUCUUACAACUUAUGGAAUUGUACCUUUUGAAAAUUCUACAUUCGGAUCAGUUGUUACGACUCUUGAUAAAUUUAUUAACACUGAAACUCAAAUAAUCGAGGAAAUUUGUUUGACUGCCUUUGGUCAGUGUCAAAAUUGGUUAGAUCAACAUCUUAAACAUGUUGCACGUGUGGAGUCUUCAUCCACUAGUCAUGCAGCUGAAUUAUCUGCUUCAGAACCUGGCUCUGCUGCAAUAUCAAGUAUCAUAUGUUCAAAAUUAUAUGGUUUGAAGGUAUUGGAAACAAACAUUCAGGAUAAAAAUGAUCUCAACAUUGGUCUAACAAAAAUUGAUUCAAGGCCUUCGUUACAAAGAUUAUGGCAUUAUGUAUUUUUUGUUGAGUUGGAGGGUAACAAAGAUGAUUAUAAAAUUCAAAAGGCGUUAGAUAAUUUAUGCAAAUAUUGUAUGAAUUUAAAGGUUUUGGGAAGUUAUUUUGAUAAUAGAGUAUUUUUAUGA